CCAUACAACCUGAAACCCAGUGAUCCCAGCGGAUUCCUUCAUUUUAAUACUCAAAGGUCCCAGCACACUGAGCAGCUGCCUCCAUGGACAUAGUUUUAUGAACUGCAGCCUGCCAAUAGGAUUCAGGCCGAGUUGUCUCGGGGGGGGAGUGGAGGUAGAGUUGAUCAACACCUCAGAGGUAGGUUUCAGCGUGUUCAGGCAAGACACACUUCCUCACUUCGCAUUUUCUUCAUCCUUAUUCUGUAAGGAGACCUCAGAACAGCUCUUAUUGCUACAAGUACCUGACAUUUGCUAAAUGAGUAUGCAGGAGAGGGCCAACUGCGAUUCACAAGAGAAAUCAUUUGGAGAGAUCAGCGAUCAACAUUUGCAGCAGCCUCAAGAUGAGAGGAAAGCAGUGCAGAAGAGAACCUUCACCAGGUGGCUGAAUUUGUUUCUGCAGAGAUGUGAUCCUCCAGUUGAAGUGCACGACCUGUUCACAGACAUUCAGGAUGGCAGAAUACUCAUGGCCUUGCUGGAGGAGCUGUCUGGGUGCAAACUACUUUACAGGUUUAGGUCAUCUUCUCACCGCAUUUUCAGACUGAACAACAUUUCCAAGGCCCUGGCUUUCCUUGAUGAUAGACAUGUGAAGCUGCUUGGCAUCGAUGCCUCUGGUAUUGCUGAUGGUAUCCCUUCUGUUGUUCUUAAUCUUGUCUGGAACAUCAUCCUGCACUUCCAGGUAAAGGAGGUGGCAAGAAGUCUCCAGAGGCAUUUGUCUUCUAGCCUAUCUUCUUUAUCAAUGAGCAGUUACUCCUCCUUCAGUGACCUCUCACCCCCACCAAACGACAUUGGCUGCUACUCCUGCAACACCCUGCCAAGCAAAGGCAGAAAGGCUGCCAGGAAGCCAAAGUACCAUGGGAAAGCAAUCAAGACUCUCCUGCAGUGGGUCCAAAGAUGCACAUCAAAGUUUGGGGUGGAGGUGUAUGACUUUGGGAAGAGCUGGAGAAGUGGCCUGGCAUUCCUAGCUGUGAUUAAGUAUGUAAACCCAGACUUGGUUGACCUGAGAGAGAGCUUGUCCAGAGAGCCAAGAGAAAACAUUAAGCAGGCCUUCAUGAUAGCCCAUCACAGUUUGGAUAUAACACCUCUACUGGAGCCUGAAGAUGUGGCACACUCUUCACCAGAUGAGCAGUCCAUCAUUACCUAUGUUUCUCUGUUCCUGGGGCAUUGUUCAGGCAUGGAUGAGGAUCAUACAACAAAUAUUGAAGUUCCUGAGAUCCCAAAUUUUGGAUCCCUUGAGUCAGUCGGCUUUGGAGAGAUCCUCACUGACGAAACAGAAGCUCAAGCUUUACUCAGAGGCUUAGAGAAGAGCAGCGAGCAGCUACUGUGGAAACGGUGGUCCAGAAGAUCCUCAGGGGGCACCCGUACUACCUCGCUUUACACAAAUGGAACAGUUGCAUCUGGCGAUUCCUCCAGCGAAAGUGACAUCAGUGCUGCCAUCUCACAAUUCAACAAAAAGAGAGGCAGGAGUAGGAGCAUUUUGCAGCCACCCAGUCCGCUGGAUGCAGGCGUAGUCAGCCAGGAGAUCCGAUCGUGGCUGGAGAAGGGCUUGGAUCAGGCCUACAGCAAGCCAAGAGUGGAUGAGAAUCACUUUUCUUUGAGCUCAGAGGAGGGAAUCUACAGCUUGUCAACGCUGGACUCAGAUGAGGAGGAUGCCUACAGCUACAUCCUGGAUCUGAACAAAGAGGUUUUUCAACCAUAUAAUCAGCUGAAAAGACAAGUACUCAGCGUCAAAGAAGAAACAGCUGAAGAAAUGAAUGAAGAGUCAAAGAAUCCCGAAAUGUGUGAGAUAUUAAAUGGAAGUGGUGGAUGUAAACUUCAGGAAGGCUCCGUUGUGCAAAAUGCAGAUUUUGAUCUAGAAUCUGAAGUCGGGUCUCAGUCAGUGGUUCACAGGAGGUUUGAUUUGGACCAAAAUGAAAGUAGUUUCAGAGAUAUGACACACAAUAGACCUGUGUUUGACACAGUACCAGAGGAUGAAAGCAGUAGAAAAGAGGAGGAGGAGAGAGUUAGAAACCAGAUUAAUGAUUAUGGUGAGGAAGAGAGUGAGACAGAGGAGGUAGAAAAUGUUAGAUUGGUGACACAUGGAUAUGAUAAAACAGAGGCUCUGGUAGAUGAAGCAGAGAAAGCAAAGAUUUUUGAAACGCCUAGUUGGCAGAACGACGUUGAGAAAGACACUGACAGAGGGCUUUCUGUAAGAUGUGUACAAGUGAGUGAGGAGAGAGUAAUCGACAAAGAGGAAGAGGAAAAUUUGACAGCAUUUGAGGAAGGGCAGGAUAGACAGUUAGGGAAGGGAGUAGGGGAAGAGGAUAAUAUCAAGAGGGAAGAAGGUUCAGGGGUAGGAGUAAAUGAAAAAAUAUUCAUUGAUGAAGUCCAAGGUGUUGGUGCAGCUGGAGGUCACUCAGAAGAAGGAAAUGACAGGAAACACAUUGUUCCCAGAAUGGAAGAUUUAACAAAGAACUGCAAAGAUGAAGACACGGAGGAAUACACAGGUGCAGUCGCAAAUUCAAAGGAUUUUGUGGCAGUGGAUGAGAAAGACGGGGGACUGAAGAUUAAGAAACGUAAACUAACUGCCAAGAAGGUAACAACAAUAGACCAUCUGGGUGAAACUACCCCAAAAAAUGACACUGAUAGAGUUGUUAACAUUCGUGCCGGCGAAGACAGUUGGACUUCUGCCUGCAGUGCAACCUCUCAGUCAUUCAGCAGUGAGGAAGGAUUCAUUCAGUCUUUAGCAGCCUCUUGUGACAUAACCCCAUUAGAGCUGGAAAUGCUGUUGGCCCUGUGGAUCCUGUUCUACUGCUGCCUCAUCCUACCUCAAAUGAACCUCUGAGCCCCCCUGCAGUAAACCCUUCU
Molecule: messenger RNA, 2883 nt
Organism: Seriola dumerili (greater amberjack)
Lineage: Eukaryota; Metazoa; Chordata; Actinopteri; Carangiformes; Carangidae
Gene: clmnb
Product: calmin-like
Exons: 10
Coding region: 296-2860 (854 amino acids)
Biological process (GO): nuclear migration
Cellular component (GO): nuclear outer membrane; cytoplasm; meiotic nuclear membrane microtubule tethering complex
Molecular function (GO): actin filament binding
Source: RefSeq, a predicted model, not a curated record